AUGAUAACAAAAUCUGCAAAUCCUGAAAAGAUUGUCACACCUAUAAUUAACAAACAUAGCAUAGAACCAAUAAAAAUAAAAAAUUUACAUGAAUUAGAAUAUGAAUUAAAUAAUAAAAUAUAUACAAACAUAUAUUCCUAUAAUCAGUUAUGUAAUGGUAUAUAUGUUUCCAGAGGGAUAAACAGUAUUACAGGAAAAAAAAAUAGUGGUAAAACUAGUUUAUGUUCACAUAUAUGUGUAAAUGUAUAUUUUAAUGAUUUGCUACAAUUUUUCCAUCUUUUUUAUUCAACAUAUUUUGAUUUUGAAAUAUUUUUACAAAAUAAAAAUAUAGAAAAUAAAAUUUUUUCCAAAACAUUGCGAGAUUUAAAUAAAAUACGAAAUGCGUUUAAAAAUCAAAACACGUCUUUUGAAGAAUUGAUUGAAUUAAUAAAUUAUUUUUAUAACUUGUUUAUUGAAUUAUUUGAAAAAAAAUAUGAUGGUCCAAAUAAUAAUCAUAGCAAAGUGUUAAAAGCUAAUCACAAUAUUUCUAAGGAUACUAAUAAUAAAUAUAACAAUAAUUUUUCAAAAAAAAGAAUUAUAUACCUAGACUUAGAUAACAGUUUUUAUACUGAAAGAUAUAAAAAUAUGAUAUAUUCCUCAAUUGAAAAACUUAAAAAAUUAUUGAACACUUACAUAGAGUUUUGUUCUGAAAAAAAGACAUAUUUAUUUUUAUUAUUAUUUCAAAAUUUUAAUAAUUUUACUAAUAAAAAAAAUACAUUUAAUUUAUUUUUUCCAAAUACAUAUGAAGAAUGUAAUAUUUUUAUAAAUAUGUUUAAUAAAUAUUUAAAAAAAUAUAUAUAUAAUAUUACAUUUUCUGAAGUUUUUCUAAAUUUACAGAUAUUAAAAAUUUUUAAUUUUCAAGAACUUAUUAAUGUUGUACAAUAUAUUUAUAAGCAUAUUCAAAAAUAUGAACAAAAUCCAUUUAAAUAUUUUAACAAAUAUGUUCCUUCAAAUAUAGGGGCAUUAGUAAUAGACAAUUUAAAUUAUUUGUACAAAAGUAGCUACUGUUAUGAUAAUUUAAAUAACUCUACUAAUUCAAAUAAUAAAAAACAUUACAUAAAUAGUGAAUUUACAAAUUUAUUAAAAACAUUAUCAAUAUUACCUACAAAACAUAAAAUAGCUGUUUUAGUAACAAAAAAUAAAAAUAAUUUUUUUAACAAACACGAAGAAUAUUUUAACACACAUUAUUCAAAAUAUUUGUAUAACAAUAUAAAUAUAAAAUUUAUUACCAAUAAAUUAUUUUGGAAAUACAAUUGCCAAAUAAAUGAUAAUAUGAUGUUUAACGAAUUCAAAAAUAACAAUAACAAACAUCAUAAUAAUGAUAAAAAAAUGAAUUUAGAGAAAUUCAACAAUUCAUCUUCUAGUGAUGAAAGUUUUCAACAAUUAGAAGAAAACUCAGAUAAAUUAUUUUGUGAAAAAAAAUAUAAUCAAAGAUAUAUAAAAAUUAAAAAACGAGGAAAAGUUACAAUGUGUUUUUUUGAAAUAACCGAAUAUGGUAUUCAAACAUUAAUUAAUUAA
Molecule: messenger RNA, 1557 nt
Organism: Plasmodium berghei ANKA
Lineage: Eukaryota; Apicomplexa; Aconoidasida; Haemosporida; Plasmodiidae
Product: conserved Plasmodium protein, unknown function
Exons: 1
Coding region: 1-1557 (518 amino acids)
Biological process (GO): reciprocal meiotic recombination; meiotic DNA recombinase assembly
Cellular component (GO): Rad51B-Rad51C-Rad51D-XRCC2 complex; replication fork; Rad51C-XRCC3 complex
Molecular function (GO): four-way junction DNA binding; crossover junction DNA endonuclease activity
Source: RefSeq, a predicted model, not a curated record